AUGAAGUACAUUGUGAAGGAUUCCCGAACGAAGGAGAAGCUUAAGAAGUGGGCUGGAGAGCGGGAACUCACUAUGGAAUAUUUUUUCUUCUGGAAUAGUGGCAACCCAGAUCAAUGCUCUCAAACCGGGCUAUUCAGAUCCCUGCUCCACUAUCUGCUCAGGAAGCAUCGUAGCUCGAUUAAGGACGUUUUUCCUGAAUUGUGGAAUAAUCUAAGCAACCCAAAUGUACCAGUCAUUUUGCGAGCUUGGACUGUUCCUUAUGCGUUUGAGGCAUUGAAGGAUCUGAUUUCCCGAGAUCUAGGAAAGGUGGCCCUCUUCAUCGAUGGACUCGAUGAAUAUCAAGGAGCUUCCGACCAUUACUCGAACUCUGAGCGCCAUGAAAUGACUACAGGGAGGUCAUUUGCCGCAUCAAGUCUCUCACUUCGCUGGAUCGGGCCAAUGUCAAGAUCUGCUUCUCAAGUAGACCUUAUCAGAUCUUCCACAAGCACUUCGACCAACAAUCAAAGCUCAGCCUUCAACAUCUCACGUACAGUGAUAUCUACCGAUACACAGAAGACAAGCUAUUGGGCGGCACUGCGAGAUUAG
Messenger RNA from Cadophora gregata, 585 nucleotides. RefSeq lists its product as uncharacterized. The transcript has a single exon. Bases 1 to 585 code for a protein of 194 amino acids. The record is from RefSeq and is a predicted model, not a curated record. Lineage: Eukaryota; Fungi; Ascomycota; Leotiomycetes; Helotiales; Ploettnerulaceae.